Messenger RNA from Aspergillus ibericus CBS 121593, 2010 nucleotides. RefSeq names its product proline-specific permease. The record is from RefSeq and is a predicted model, not a curated record. Lineage: Eukaryota; Fungi; Ascomycota; Eurotiomycetes; Eurotiales; Aspergillaceae. The transcript has 5 exons. Gene Ontology annotation, cellular component: membrane. Gene Ontology annotation, molecular function: amino acid transmembrane transporter activity. Gene Ontology annotation, biological process: amino acid transmembrane transport. The coding region runs from base 241 to 1908 and encodes 555 amino acids.
AUGUCCAACCCCACAAAUCUGCUUUCGCAGCAUUUCUGGACCAAUGGUGAUGCCCUUCUGGGGAACUUUACGCCAUCGGCCCGUAGCUGCAACUCAACUCGCGUUGGACCUGAUAAGCAUGCUGUCUGAGUUGCGAGAGCUCAAUUGCCCCCACGGCAAGCAUAUAAUGCGCCCUGCGCCAGUAUUCCUCUUUGCCUGUGCUACUAUACUUUAUCCGUGUGUUUGUCGCCCACAAUCACUAUGGGUGCUCCAUCGUUGAAGGACCUCGAGGAGGCCAAGACCGAAGUGAAAGCGCCGGAGGUGUAUGACUAUGAGGACCCACAAGCGCUGAAGGGAGAAAUCCAUGAAGGCCCUAACACGGACACUCACCGUGGUUUGUCCUCCCGACAAUUGCAGCUGAUUGCCAUCGGUGGUUGUAUAGGAACGGGUCUCUUUGUAGGCUCAGGAUCUACUUUGGCCACUGUGGGCCCGGCACCGCUGUUCAUGGGCUACUUUGCCAUGUCGUCGGUGGUCUGGUUCGUGAUGAAUGUCCUGGGCGAGAUGACCACAUAUCUGCCCAUCAAGGGUAUCUCGGUGCCUUAUAUUAUUGGCCGCUACACGGAGCCCAGCAUUGGCUUCGCUGCUGGAUAUAACUACUGGUAUUCGUUCGCCAUGUUACUCGCAAGUGAAGUGACGGCUGCCGGCAUCAUCAUCCAGUACUGGACCACCUCCAUCAAUGUGGGGGUCUGGAUAACGAUCAUCCUCCUCGUGAUCUUGCUCCUUAAUGUUGUCGCAGUGUCAUGGUACGGAGAAGCCGAGUUCUGGUUUGCAACAUUGAAAAUCCUCGCCAUUAUUGGUCUUAUCAUCCUGGGAAUUGUGCUCUUCUUUGGUGGAGGUCCUAACCAUGAUCGUCUGGGUUUCCGCUACUGGGACAACCCCGGCGCAUUCAACCCUUACCUGGUCGCUGGAAGCACCGGCCGGUUCCUUGACUUCUGGACGGCGUUUAUCAAGUCCGGCUUCUCCUUCAUUUUCUCUCCCGAACUUAUCACCACUGCUGCUGGUGAAGUCGAAGCUCCCCGCCGCAAUAUCCCCAAAGCUACCAAUCGUUUCAUCUACCGAGUGUUUACCUUUUACAUCCUGGGGACUCUUGUCAUUGGUGUUACCGUGGCCUACAACGACCCGCAUCUCUUGUCUGCCGUUGCCAGCGGAAGCUCCACCGCUAGUGCCAGUCCUUUCGUCAUCGCUAUCCAAAACGCUGGUAUCUCUGGACUGAAUCAUGUGGUCAAUGCCGCUAUCCUGAUCUCCGCCUGGUCGUCGGGUAACGCCUGGUUGUUCGCUGGUUCUCGGACGCUGUACUCGCUCGCCUGUGGCGGCCAUGCUCCCAAAAUCUUCAGCCGAUGCAACAGGAACGGUGUACCUUAUUACGCUGUGCUGAUCACCUGGGCAGUUGGUCUGCUAUCCUUCUUGAACCUAUCCGACUCUGGUGCGAAUGUCUUCUACUGGUUCACCAACAUCACCACGGUGGGGGGUUUCAUCAACUGGGUCCUGGUUGGCAUUGCCUAUCUUCGAUUCCGAAAAGCAAUGAACUACCACGGCCUACUGGACAGCCUGCCUUUCAGGACCCCUCUGCAACCCUAUGGAACGUACUACGUUAUUGUCAUCGUGAGCCUUCUGACCAUCACAAAUGGGUACGCGAUUUUCUUCCCUGGCCAGUUUACGGCCGCCGGUUUCCUGGUGUCGUACAUUGUGGUGGCCAUUUUCUUGGCCCUCUACGUGGGCCACAAGAUCUGGUACCGAACACCUUGGCUCACCAAGGUGUCGGAGAUCGAUGUCUUUACGGGUAAGGAGGAGAUUGACCGGCUCUGCGAGAACGACUUUGAGCGGCAGCCCCGGAAUUGGCUGGAACGUGUGUGGUGGUGGGUUGCGUGAGCAGCCUUCCAGACAAAUUGCUAGUGCAGUAGUAUACAGAAGAUUUGGGCGACACAUAUGUACAUAAUUAUUUUAAACACCCACAAAUAGAACCAAACUGGC